This is a messenger RNA of Mercenaria mercenaria, 1396 nucleotides long. RefSeq lists its product as uncharacterized. The transcript has 6 exons. Lineage: Eukaryota; Metazoa; Mollusca; Bivalvia; Venerida; Veneridae. The record is from RefSeq and is a predicted model, not a curated record. Gene Ontology annotation, cellular component: membrane. Bases 473 to 1393 code for a protein of 306 amino acids.
GGAACAUCUGUUUAAACUAAAAUGAUAAAUUCUAUGGAUUUUUAUUUUCAUUCAGGUAUUUUAUGGAAUGGAUACUGUGUAGCAUUUUGCAUUUUGUUCGUGUUCCAGCAAAUAUUUUAUCCAAGAGGUGAUUUAAAAAAACAACAACAACACCAGAACCAAACAAUACGAUACGUCACGAUUGACAUAUUUGCCGUCAGAAAGAAUAUUUGUUACAAUUUAGAAAGAAGUAAUAAACUAAUGUAACGUACUUCAGUCUUAAAAAACAUGUUUGUUAUAUUUCAAUAACAAUAAAGGGUAGCUUAUUUCAUAUACUAUGCUAUGUCAUCUGGAAGUUUUCAAAACAGGAUACGUUUUAAUUAUAGUUAAUUUCUUCGAAAACUCGGAAACUGUUAUAUAGGAAAGCAAAUAGAUAACUAUCAUAACACAUUCAAGUUUGUGCCUGGAUUGUAAAGAGUGUUUACAUGACACGAUGAUUUUAACUGUGUAUGGAGGGAUAUUUAUGAAUCUUUUUGUUUCAGCCCUAGAAGCAAGCGAAGGGACCUGCUCAGAGUGGAAACUUUCCGGCGGAUCCUCCUGGUACGAGGGCAUUGUCGAAGUAUUCUAUAAUCAGUCAUGGGCAAAUAUCUGUGCUGAUUCGUUCACAUACGAAGAUGCUGAGGAAGUUUGCGAUAUGAUAUUCAAAAAAGGCGAAAAUAUUCUUGAAGAAACGAUUCUAUACGAGUCCAACGUAUACAGAGCAGUGGUACAAAGUAGAAAUAUUUCUUACAAAAUGUGCGGAAACCAUGGGCAGGAAGGCAAAACAACUAAUAGAAAAUGCCGCAAAGUAGCAAUUCUCUGCUGUGUUGAUAGGUCUACAGAUUCAUGCAGUAGCAAUUGGACAUCUACACUAAAUAUGGAAUAUAUGAUUCGGAGAGGGAGGGAACACCUCCGGUACGACCAUCUGCUCCAAGUUAAUUUUACAAACAUGAACAUCAUCAAAUCAUGGACAAAGUCUGCGUUGGAAGAGCAAACAUGUGAUAGAAGUGUAUCGACCAAUGACAGCGCAAUUGGGAUGGCGAAGAAUUGCUCAAACAAGUGCCUUGUGACGUCAGAUCUGAUAUUUAUAAUGUUCAGUGCGGAUAACAUAACAUGCUGUCUGAGAAACAGUUCUAAUCAGACUCUACAGAACGAAGACUGUGCAAUCAGAAAACUGAGUAUUGUCAAUAGACCGACUGACAAUGUAACUUCUUGUUUAGCUGCAGAAGUAAUCAACGGUUCUGUGUACGUUUCGAUUGAAGAUUGCAGCAGGUUUUUCAAAGCUUUCAAUGUUUCAAAAUACAUAGGUAAAGUAUAUUAUUCAGAUUUUAUAUACAUUUUACUAUUCAUUCGUCUACUGAAAACAACGUGGUAACAU